AUGACUGUUGAUCUCGACCUUGAAAACGGCCUGUACCACGCAGACCAAGCUAACCGUCUGAACAUCCACAUAACCAUGUCCGACGCCUCUGAGAUCCCAACAGCAAAGCUGCUUAGCAGCAAGGACCACAUCGUGCCUGGCCAAUAUGUCGUGACCGAGCUCAUGUUCCAGGUGCCUCUGGACUAUUCCGACCCCUCUGGAGCUUCAAUCACCCUCUUUGCUCGCCGUGCUACCAAACAUGAAGUCCCAAUCUUCCCUCAGGAUGAUCCCGAGGCCAUCCAAACUCAGGCCACCAAGCCCUACAUUGUCUACCUCGAGGGUGGACCUGGUUUUGGGAACCGUGAGCCCCAGGAACAUCCCAUCACUCGGUCGUUCAUCUCCAGGGGAUAUCAGGUUCUGCUCCUCGACCAUCGUGGUGUUGGGCUGAGCACCCCUGUAUCGGCUGAUAUGCUCAAGGCUUUACCCGGCGGGGUAGAGGGACAGUUCGAGUAUCUCAAGCUCAUGCGGCAGGACAAUACCGUCCGUGACUGUGAAGCCGUCCGCAAGUGCCUCACCGAGGGCUGGCCAGAGCACAAGUCGAAGUGGUCCACGUUCGGCCAGUCCUAUGGCGGCUUCGUCAGUCUCAGCUACCUGUCGUUGCACCCCGAAGGUCUGAGGGAGGUUUUCCUGACUGGCGGGCUGGCCCCCGUGGGUAAAACUGCCGACGAGGUGUACAGGGCAACCUUCCCCAGAGUGAUCAAGCGGAACGAGGCCUACUAUAAGAAAUUCCCCGAGGAUGUCGAGAACGUGCGGCAGGUCGCCGCCUACAUCGAGAGCAAAGGCGGCGUGCCCCUCCCCUCUGGUGGAUCACUGACAGUACCACGCUUGCUAUCCAUCGGGAUUUCCUUUGGUGCUCACGGAGGAUUCGACAGUGUUCACUCCAUCAUCCUCCACCUCAAGACCUCGCUGGACCAGUUCGGCUUCCUCACCCGGGCCAGUCUUACACCCCUCGAGUCCGUCACCCCGUUCGACACCAACAUCAUCUACGCCAUCAUCCACGAGGCAAUCUACUGCGACGGGCCCGGAUACGCCUCCAACUGGGCCUCGGAGCGGGUUGGGCGCAACUUUGACGAGUACUCGUGGCUCCAGCCUCUGAGCUCCGCCCUCGGCUCGGACGGCCCCUUGUACUUCUCCGGGGAGAACGUGUUCCCAUUCCACUUUGACACGUACCCCGAGCUCGCGGAGCUGAAGCAGGUCUCGGAGAAGCUUGCCAAGUUCGACCAGUGGCCGGCGUUAUAUGACCAAGAGAAGCUCAAGAAGAACACGGUCCCUGUCUAUGCUGCCUCUUAUAUCGACGACAUGUACGUCGAUUAUGAGUUCGCCAAGGAUACCGCGAACCUGGUCCAAGGGACAAAGGUGUUUGAGACGAAUGUUAUGUAUCAUUCCGCUCUUCGAGCGAAGACUGAAACGGUGCUCCAGAAUCUCUUCCGAUUGAGGGAUGAUGUGAUUGAUUAA
Molecule: messenger RNA, 1494 nt
Organism: Clonostachys rhizophaga
Lineage: Eukaryota; Fungi; Ascomycota; Sordariomycetes; Hypocreales; Bionectriaceae
Source: the annotation of a GenBank genome assembly